AUGGUGGCUGCAUCCCCCAGUCAGCUAGGCGACGAGAUUACUGUACCUCAAGAAGCCGUCAAGCCUACUGUAAGGUUAUAUCGUUAUAUCUUGUGUAUUAAAUUUGGCCUGACUAAUCAAAUGUUUAGGAUGAGAGAAAGAAGUUGCCAUCUCUUCAAGAACUCAGAAAUGCCAUCCCAGAAGAAUGUUUUGAGAAGGACUGGAAGAAGUCGACCUUCUACUUGGUUUGGGAUCUCUCUGUUCUUGCUGGCUUGUAUUACAUCGUCCCUUAUGUAGAGCAGUACGGUGGAUGGAUAGGCCUCUUGUUUUGGUAAAUGUCUGCUUUCAUUCUUAGACCUGUUCUUAUAGGUAUUACGUAAUGGGUAUGUUUUUGUCAUCUUUAUUCGUUAUUGGUCAUGAUUGUGGCCACAGUACAUAUUCGGAGUACACCUGGCUGAAUGAUCUCGUUGGGCAUAUUGCUCAUGCUAUUCUUUUGGUGCCCUAUUGGCCUUGGCAGAAAUCUCACAGACAGCAUCAUCAAUAUACGGCUCAUCUGGAGAAAGAUCGAGGACAUCCCUGGGUCACGGAAGAGGAACAUCUCAGCAAGAGUUGGUGGCUCCAGAACUUUGCGGCGUUUCCUCUUUCUGGAUUCAUCAGGUAAUUGGAUGCAACAUAGAAUAAAACACUUUUAGAUGGAAUCCCAUCUACACAAUUAUUGGACUCCCCGAUGGCUCGCACUAUUGGCCUUAUUCCAAACUCUUUAAGACCACUGAAGACCGGAUCAAAUGUGUGAUCAGUGUGGCUGCUUGUUUUGUCUGUGGAUACAUCGGCUUAUCUCUCUGCAACUUCAGUCUUUACAAUUUCAUUAAAUAUUAUUACAUUCCCCUGUUAUUCCAAGGUCUCUGGAUUAUUAUGAUUACUUAUCUACAACACCAAGAUGAUGAAAUUGAAAUUUAUGAAGAUUCUGAGUGGAACUUUGUUCGAGGGCAGACUCAGACAAUCGACAGGACGUACGGCCUUGGAAUUGAUACGUUGAUGCAUCACAUUACUGAUGGUAAGAGCUGACGUUAUGUGUAAUCAUUGUUCAGGUCAUGUUGCCCACCACAUGUUCUUCACCAAGAUCCCCCAUUAUCAUUUAAUGGAAGCCACCAAAGCUAUUCAAGGAGUUUUUGAGAAUUAUCCGGGAGUUUACAAGAAAGAGAACAACUUCUACACAUUAUAUGACUUCCUUAAGUGAGUCCUUUUUUAUUGCAUAACAUGGCUUUCAGAUUGAACAUCCGAUUAGAUUACCUGCUGGGCAAGGGGACUGGGGUCCUCAGAUAUCGCGUGUCCAAUUUUUAUAACAAGAAAAACGAGUGA
Bursaphelenchus xylophilus (pine wood nematode) is the source of this 1338-nucleotide messenger RNA. NCBI's taxonomy places the organism in Eukaryota, Metazoa, Nematoda, Chromadorea, Rhabditida, Aphelenchoididae. The record is from the annotation of a GenBank genome assembly.